Molecule: messenger RNA, 3528 nt
Organism: Maudiozyma barnettii
Lineage: Eukaryota; Fungi; Ascomycota; Saccharomycetes; Saccharomycetales; Saccharomycetaceae
Exons: 1
Coding region: 1-3528 (1175 amino acids)
Biological process (GO): early endosome to late endosome transport
Cellular component (GO): early endosome; plasma membrane; tubular endosome
Molecular function (GO): guanyl-nucleotide exchange factor activity; SNARE binding
Source: RefSeq, a predicted model, not a curated record
AUGUCACAAGAUUCGCUUAAUACAUCCACAUUAACGAAUAUAAAUGAGUCGGGUACCCAAACUAGAUCGCAUCUACCUGUGCUUCUUAAUCCUCUCCUAAAUUCCAUAUUCAAUUGUCCUGAUCCCUCUUCUUCCCCACUUAAAAAGAUCUUUAAAAAGAUCACUCAACAGGAUUCCCAGAAAUUUGCAUUAAUAGUACCACAAUCAUACACUUUAUAUAACUUCAAGGAUGCUCAUUCAGAUACAAAAUUUUCUGAUCUUUGUCAUUAUGAUGUUCCCUUUUUAUCUUCGCAUAUCAUCCAAUUAGAUCAAAAAUAUAAGACAAUGAAUCCUUUAAUACAUACUAAUGAAGUCAAAUAUGAGUUUGAAACGUUGAGUAACAUUUCCUUAAGUAUAAACUUUGGUAAGAAAUCAUUAUAUGUGGUCAACGAUUCACACAUGGAUAAACGAUUUAAGAUUUUAAAAGUGAUUACUUUCACCAAUUUUAAUGAUUAUUUCCCUGAUAGAUAUUAUACAGUGAUAUUCAUUGAUCAACCCCUGAUUGACCCAAAAAGAAUAAUACCAGAUGAUUCCUAUUUAAUAAAAUCUCAAUCCAUCGAAACGAUGAAAGGCAACAAAUCAGAUAAUAACAAUAAAAAAAUAAACACUUUAAGUCAGGAUAUAUCCCAGCAUAAUAGGGCCACUUUUGAAAAAAUUGUUCAUUCAAAUCAACGAUGGGUACAGUAUUUUAAGACUGCAUUUGAACAAUUUUUAUCUGAUAUUAGUGCCACUGAGAAUGAAAAUUCCACAAAUAAUCUGGGUGCAUUGUCUGAUAAAUUUCAAAUAAUGGUGAACCAUUCUAUUAGUAUGACCAAAAAUGAAAUUUUGUUUAAACUUAUUGGUUCUGACCUCCCUAGAGUGGUACGAGAUUACAUGGAAGAAAAACUAUAUAGUGCCAUAUGGAAUGAAUUGCAGGUUCUUGAUGGAACUGAGAAAUCUGAGUUGUCUGAGUUGUCUGAGGUAUUUUAUAGUUUAGACUAUCUAUCCAUUGAUCAACUAGACACAGAUCUGUAUACAUCUGAUUUUCAAAAAUUUAAAUUAUCACUUAUUGUGAAGUUAGAAAAAAAUAUAAAUCAAGCAAUUGAGAUGUUUGCACAUUUCAAAAAAACCAAUACAUUCUUUGAAAAGACAAAAAUAUUAACACGAACAUUGCAAACUUUAUCGACACCCCUAGAAGAUAUUCCAAUUGACGCCGAUACUCUAUUGAGUUUACUUGUUUUGGUGAUUAAUAAGACUCAGACAAAACAUUUAAGAUGUCAUAUUCAAUAUUUGCAGAAUUUUUAUUACAGCGAUGAUGGAUCUAACCCCACCAAGUUUGGAAUCUUAGGUUAUUCUAUUUCUACAUUGGAGGCAGUCGCUUUUUAUUUAGAAGAUAUGAAUAAUGAAAAAUUUUUACACCUGAAGGAGAUUCACGAAAAGAAAAUAAAAGAGUUGCUUGAAGUCAUUAAAAUGGAGAAAAGUUCUAAAAUGACAUUUAACUUGGAUGACUAUAGAGAUGUUUUAAAAUACAGAACAGAAAAGGGGGAAUCGAUAAUAAGCCUCUGUAUCUGUAAUUCUAAGAAUACUAUACUGGAACAGUUAUUAGAUAGUUUCCAAACUGAGAUCACUUUGGAUGAUCUAUUGGAGGAUGAAAAUAUUGAAGGUGAUACGUUGCUACUUCAGGCUCUUAAGUAUGGUAACUAUGAGGCAACUGCAUUAUUAUUAAACCUCUUAUUGGAUAAUUGUACGACAUAUGAGAUAAAGUUAUACUUAAACAAACGAAAUAAUGCGCAGAGAACAGUGGGACAUCAUCUUUCAGACCAAAGUAGUCUUGUAGAGAAAAUAGGCAAAUAUAUUAAUUGGAGUCUUAAGGAUGCUACCGGGAAGACUCCCCUGUUCACAAUUUUCCGAUCUUAUGACCAAGUUAAUUACUCCGAAAUGAUAGCAGGAGCACUUAGGGUAGCAGAACAGUCGCAGUAUGGGUAUAUCUACAAUGAUCACACUGAUCCGAAUGGUAAUACUUUACUUCAUAUAAUAAAAACAGAUGUGAAACUCCUGUUAGACUCGAAAAUCUUAAUAAACAUUAACCAGAAGAAUAGAAAAGGUUUAACACCAUUGAUGAUAUAUCUAAAAUAUGACAGACUUGAUAAUGUUAAAAAUAUAUUAAAUGAUAAAAGACUUAAUUGUCUCAACCAAUAUGACACAAAAAAGUAUUUGACAUGUUACGAAUAUAUGAGAAAUCCAGAAAUAUUGGAAAUGUUUACUAAAUAUCAUAUAAAAAAUACAUCUGUAUUCCAUCACUGCAUAUGUCAUUCAUUAAGAAUAUAUUCUAACCAGACAAUAGGUGGUUCAAUCCAGUCAUGUUCUUUACAGAUUUCAGUGUUAAAUAAGGAAGGUAAUAUAUCUAAUAUUGCGCUGAACGUAAAGGUUCUAAAAAAUAUUUUUAAACUCAUCUUAAAAAAGAAACCUUUGACAUUUGUUCCAAUAGAAAACUUAUUAAACGAAAUAAAUGUGUUAUUAAAUAUGUCAACUAAUACUUGGCUCAUAGAUAAUAUAACUACUUUUCAUAGACUUCAAAAUCGAGAAUAUUUGUUAUCAAACAUGACAAAUUGUCUCGAUACAUUGAUAGAGCUGGAAUAUAUUCCUGAAGAGAUUUUUCAGAGUGAUGCUAGCACUUUACUGUGGAUAAAACAGUGUAAAGAUGAAUUGAACAUAAAUCAUAAAUCAGAGAAGACUAUAGGACUGGAACCCGAAGGAAUAAAUGCUAUUAAGCAUUUCUUAAAAUUCAAUCUCCAGGAGCUUACAAAAUUAAAAAAAGCCAUAUUUACAUUAGAGAAACUUCUGAUAUUUCGAAACUUAAAAAGCGAUGAUUGCAACACAUCUUUGGAUAUCAUAAAGCAUAUUGUACACGAUUUGGGUACUCACACCAUUCGGAAACAACUGAGAACAAUUUCAGACGUCAAUAAGAUUGAAGUUGUGAGUGAUAUUAAUGAUAUAUCAGUAAACCCUACUUUGACCAAUUUGGAGUUUUAUAAAAACUGCAUCAAUGUAUUGUAUAAAAGCAUUGAACAUUUAUUAGAUCACCAGAUACUUAAAUGGUGGAAACAUUAUGGAGAAUUGUUGGAAAUUAAUAAGAUGUUAAUGAAAAGUACGCCACAGUCGGCUGGCACUGAACUAAAUUUAUCUGAAUCUAAUCGAACUGUAUCAGGAGGUAUUAAUAGUGGAGUAUUUGGAAACUUUCUCGAGGGUCAAAGGAUAAAAAAUGAACAAAAGCUUUUAAGGACCAGUCAUGAUAUAUCAUUAUUAAUGAAAAAAUUGGGAACUGAAAUUACGCAUAGUCAUGAACUAUUGGCUGAAGAGUUGAGCAAUUUUAUGAACUUUAAAGAACCUUUUUUGCAAACUGGAUUUGUUGAGAGAAACAUAAAGGACAAUAUAUACAACCUUAGUGAAAAUCUAUUAUGGAUAACCACAAAAUAUCAAGCAUACGAAAAUAAAUUUCAUAAGAUAUGA